AUGGCAACCCAACAACUCGCCACCUGGUCUGUCAACCUCCAAUAUGCCAACCUCACCGCGCCAGUAAUCGCUGCUGCCGUUACCAGCCUAUACAAUUGGGCUGGGUGCGCCAUCGGCGGUUACCAACAACCUGCGCCCAGCCUCGCCCUGAACGCCACGUUCCCGCAUUUCGGCGGCGCACCUACUUCUUCGAUCCUAGCACUCGCAAACGAUUCAACACAAACCGACGCCCAGAUCGCAGCAUUCGUCAACGGAAUCGCAGGGCAUGUGGAUGAUUACGACGAUACGCACCUUGCGACGAUUAUUCACCCCACCGGAACCGUCGCCUCAGCGUUGUUUGCUGUAGCGGAAUGGCAAGGCGGGGUUACAGGGCAAGAAUUCGUCACGGCUUUCGUUGCUGGUGUGGAGGCGGAGCUGAAAUUGGGGCUGGCGGUGUGGCCGGAACAUUACGAUGUGGGGUGGCAUGAUACGAGUACGACUGGGUCGAUUGGGGCGGCUGUUGCUGUGUCGAAGAUUCUUGGGCUGGAUAUACCGACAACUCAGCAGGCGAUAGGGAUUGCAUGCACCCAGGUUAUUGGGAUGCAAGAGUUUUUUGGGAGCGAUACAAAGAGUUUUCAUAUCGGACGUGCUGCUCAAGGAGGGAUGAUUGGUGCCCUUUUAGCACAAAGUGGGUUCACCUCUAGUUUACAGGGCUUGGAAGCCCAGUUUGGCUGGGUACAUGUUGUGAGCACGAGAGAGAAUGUUACAGCGGAAUUUGAUCAACUGGGGGAAGUAUGGGAGAUUUUGUCGAAUACGUUCAAACCGUACCCGUGUGGGAUUGUGAUGCAUCCUUCGAUACAAGGUGCUAUAGAGGUUCAGAGCGCGGCCCUCGGACAGGGGUUGAGGAUACAAGACAUUACGAGUGUGGAGGCGAGGGUAAACCCGGAGACAUUGGUGCUCACAGGCCAGACGGAUCCGGAGACGGGGUUGGAAGGGAAAUUUAGUGUGUAUCAUGGGAUCGCCGUAGGUUUACUUUUCGGACAAGCUACCCCGUCUCAGUUCACAGAUUCGGUGGUGACCAACGCUACUGUUGUAGCUUUACGCAAGCUGGUGAACGUUACCACAGACUCCACGAUUAACGAGGAUGAAGCGUAUGUCAGUGCGGUAUUCCAAGACGGGACGAAUGUCACACAACAUAUCGUGCAUGUUAUCGGGAGUAUCGACAAUCCUCUUAACGAAACACAAUUGAAAGACAAGUUUAUGGGUCAGGCAUCGUUGGUCCUGGGAGAAGAGAGGGCAGGGAAAGCGUAUGAUGCGUUCAUGGGAAUCGGGAAUGUUAGUGAUGUGGGGCUGGUUGUGAAGAUGUUUUCGGGUGUUAAUGGGACAAAUAAGAUGUAA
Messenger RNA from Lentinula edodes (shiitake mushroom), 1377 nucleotides. RefSeq lists its product as uncharacterized. NCBI's taxonomy places the organism in Eukaryota, Fungi, Basidiomycota, Agaricomycetes, Agaricales, Omphalotaceae. Gene Ontology annotation, molecular function: lyase activity. Bases 1 to 1377 code for a protein of 458 amino acids. The record is from RefSeq and is a predicted model, not a curated record. The transcript has a single exon.